AUCACGGCAGAGAUGGCCGCGUUCCUGCAGAAGCUGCGGGAGAAGGUGAAAGUUGGAGUGUGCGGCUCGGACUUUGAGAAGAUUAAGGAGCAGCUCGGCGAUGACGUGGUUGAAAAAUUUGACUACGUUUUUCCAGAAAAUGGUCUUGUAGCAUACAAAGAUGGGAAGUUCUUGAGCAAGCAGAGCAUUCAGGGUCACCUGGGUGAGGACUUACUUCAGGAUCUCAUCAACUACUGCCUGAGUUACAUUGCGAAGAUUAAAUUGCCCAAGAAAAGGGGCACUUUCAUUGAGUUCCGAAAUGGGAUGAUAAAUGUGUCCCCCAUUGGAAGAAGCUGCAGCCAGGAAGAACGAGUUGAGUUCUAUGAACUUGAUAAAAAGGAACAUAUAAGAGAGAAAUUUGUAGCUGAUUUACAAAGAGAAUUUGCAGGAAAAGGCCUCACGUUUUCUAUAGGUGGCCAGAUAAGCUUCGAUGUGUUCCCAGAUGGCUGGGAUAAGAGGUACUGCCUGGGAAUCAUUGCCAGUGAUGGAUACAAGACUGUUUACUUCUUUGGAGAUAAGACCAUGCCAGGAGGGAAUGACUAUGAGAUUUUCACAGACUCCAGAACAGAAGGCCACAGCGUCACAUCCCCACAGGAUACAAGGAGAAUCUGUGAAGAGCUGUUUUUUAAAUGA
This is a messenger RNA of Merops nubicus (carmine bee-eater), 672 nucleotides long. It is a transcript of the gene PMM2, whose product is annotated as phosphomannomutase 2. Bases 13 to 672 code for a protein of 219 amino acids. The transcript has 8 exons. Gene Ontology annotation, molecular function: phosphomannomutase activity. Gene Ontology annotation, biological process: protein N-linked glycosylation; GDP-mannose biosynthetic process; mannose metabolic process. Gene Ontology annotation, cellular component: cytosol. NCBI's taxonomy places the organism in Eukaryota, Metazoa, Chordata, Aves, Coraciiformes, Meropidae. The record is from RefSeq and is a predicted model, not a curated record.